UCCGUCAGAAAGGGGGUUGGGCUUUGGAGGGAAGUUCAGUGAUUGGUUUAAAUCUUUACAGACUCUAAACCAAUGAGCGACUGACACUCUAGUUUAAAGACAGUAUGUGGAGACCAGAAAUCUCAUUCUGUUCUUUCUGUCUGCGAGAGUUACAGUAUCUGAAUUAAAAAUGAGUGGAAGAGGCAAAACCGGAGGAAAAGCAAGAGCGAAGGCUAAGACUCGCUCAUCCAGGGCAGGACUGCAGUUCCCCGUCGGCCGUGUUCACAGGCUUCUCCGCAAAGGUAACUACGCCGAGCGCGUCGGUGCUGGUGCUCCUGUUUAUCUGGCGGCUGUGCUCGAGUAUCUUACCGCUGAGAUCCUGGAGUUGGCUGGAAAUGCUGCUCGGGACAACAAGAAGACCCGCAUCAUCCCCCGUCAUCUGCAGCUGGCGGUGCGCAACGACGAAGAGUUGAACAAACUUCUGGGCGGAGUGACCAUCGCUCAGGGCGGUGUGCUGCCCAACAUCCAGGCUGUGCUGCUGCCCAAGAAGACCGAGAAACCCGCCAAAUCCAAAUAAACGGACUCAAGUCUCUUAUUGUAAUUCAAAGGCUCUUUUAAGAGCCACCCAUUUUAUCAGACACAGAGCGCUUUUUUUUAACUGUUAUUUAACGGUUGUGUGUUGUACCAUACAGUUAAUAAACUGAUCACUAAUGCAAACUA
Megalobrama amblycephala (Wuchang bream) is the source of this 699-nucleotide messenger RNA. RefSeq names its product histone H2A-like. Gene Ontology annotation, cellular component: nucleosome. The transcript has a single exon. Lineage: Eukaryota; Metazoa; Chordata; Actinopteri; Cypriniformes; Xenocyprididae. Gene Ontology annotation, molecular function: protein heterodimerization activity; DNA binding; structural constituent of chromatin. The coding region runs from base 170 to 556 and encodes 128 amino acids. The record is from RefSeq and is a predicted model, not a curated record.